Molecule: messenger RNA, 2256 nt
Organism: Alosa alosa (allis shad)
Lineage: Eukaryota; Metazoa; Chordata; Actinopteri; Clupeiformes; Clupeidae
Gene: traf2a
Product: Tnf receptor-associated factor 2a
Exons: 10
Coding region: 27-1751 (574 amino acids)
Biological process (GO): tumor necrosis factor-mediated signaling pathway; protein K63-linked ubiquitination; positive regulation of JNK cascade
Cellular component (GO): cytosol; plasma membrane signaling receptor complex; cytoplasmic side of plasma membrane
Molecular function (GO): ubiquitin-protein transferase activity; zinc ion binding; tumor necrosis factor receptor binding
Source: RefSeq, a predicted model, not a curated record
CCAGGUCACAUGUCCGUGCGGGAAUAAUGGCUGCACAGGAACCAUCACCACCAUCUUCAUUAGAAGGCAACAAACCCGGAUUCCCUAAGAAAAUACUGGCCAACAAGCUUGAGGACAAACAUUUGUGUAAUAUUUGUCAGAAAAUUUUAAGAAGGCCUUUCCAAGCCCAAUGUGGUCAUCGUUUCUGUUCAUACUGUUUUAACAAAACUGUGAGUUCUGGACCACAGAAAUGCAGUGCUUGUAUUAAAGAAGAGAUAUUUGAGGAACCAACAUCCAUUCUAAAACAAGGCUGUGCUUUUCCUGACAACGCAGCAAGAAGAGAGGUAGAGGCUCUAGCAGCUGUUUGUCCUAAUGAAGGCUGUUCUUGGACGGGCAGCAUUAAAGAAUACGAGCUUACCCACGAAGGAAAGUGUGACUAUAUGAUCAUCUCAUGUCCCUCCUGUAAAGAACUUCUCCGGGCUAAUGAGUUGGAACGGCACAAUGAACGAGAAUGCCCGGAAAGAACAUUGAAUUGCAAAUACUGCAAAGAACCUUUUCAGUUUAAAGAUAUCAAGGCUCAUGAUGAAAUAUGUCCAAAAUACCCAAUGAUAUGUGAAGGAUGUGCCAAGAAAAAAAUUCCCAGAGAAAAGUAUGUGGACCACAUCAAGCUCUGUACUAAAUUUAGAGCACCCUGCAGAUUUCAUGUGGUGGGCUGCGAUAUGUCAGUGGAGAAAGAGAAGAUCCAGGAGCAUGAGCGCGCCUGCUCCUACGAGCACCUGAACCUGCUGCUGCACUUCAUCAUGGGCAUCAAGGUGAACUUGGAGAGUUUGCAGCCCCAGAGCCUGGAGCUGGCCAGCCACAAGAUCCACGAGCUGCACCAGGCGCUGCAGGACCUGGAGCAGAAGAUGGGCCAGCUGGGUGCGGGGGCUCCCGUGCAGGGCGCCUGCGCACCCCUAACCCUCCCUCUUCCCACGCCCACGCUGUCCACCUCCUUCACGCCGCUGCCCACCGGCGUGGGCGCCGCCCUGGAGCUGCAGCUGCACAACGAGAAGACCAAGGUGGCCGAGCUCGGGCGCCGCUGCCAGGAGCUGGAACUGAAGGUGGGCACGUUCGAGAACAUCGUGUGUGUGCUCAACCGUGAGAUGGAGCGCUCGUCCGCCACCAUGGAGGCCUACAACCGCCAGCACCGCCUGGACCAGGACAAGAUUGAGAUACUCAGCAACAAGGUGCGUCAGUUGGAGCGGACGGUGGGUCUGAGGGAUCUCUCCAUCGUGGAGAUGGAGGGAAAGAUGAAGGAAAUGUCGGCGGCCACUUAUGACGGCGUCUUUGUGUGGAAGAUCUCGGACUUCAGUAAGAAAAGGGCCGAUGCUGUGGCCGGCAGAGCUCCUGCAAUGUUCUCCCCCGCCUUCUACACUAGUAAAUAUGGCUACAAGAUGUGUCUCCGCAUCUACCUGAAUGGGGACGGAACGGGACGUGGCACUCACUUGUCUUUGUUCUUCGUGGUGAUGAGGGGACACAGUGAUGCCCUGCUUAAGUGGCCCUUCAACCAGAAAGUGACGCUCAUGCUGCUGGACCAGAACAACCGCGAGCAUAUCAUCGACGCCUUCCGGCCCGACAUCUCCUCCUCGUCCUUCCAGCGCCCCGUCAGCGACAUGAACAUCGCCAGUGGCUGCCCGCUUUUCUGCCCCCUCUCGAAGCUCGACUCCAAGAACUCCUACAUCCGCGACGACACCAUCUUCAUCAAGGCCAUAGUGGACCUGACUGGUCUGUAGGUGUAGCACCCAAACACUCCCCCACUGACCACUACCACCCACUUCCUUCCUUCUCUAUCCUGGUGCCUCGAUUCCAGAAGCUUUGCCUGAGCUUUCAGCCAUUCCACACGCGGUCGGAGUUACCGUCUGAUCUUUCGAGCAUUGGGGCGGGCCAAUGCCCCUUGGAGUUUGGCGCUGUUCAGCAGAUCGUCACGAACAGUAAAAAGAAGAGUAAAUUUGGACACUGCUAAUCCGUGCUCUGAAGUGGUAGCCGAAAUGUGGCCCCACAAAUGGUGCGUUUUAUUUAUUUUUUUUCCCCGCUCUGGUCAGGGUGAGUACGGGUCUCUCCGACUCCAGAAGGCCGGCCGCCAUAAGGGACCCUCUCCUCUGCACGCUCGUAGAGGUGGCUAGCUGUCAGCUGUGAUUGUAAUGUACAGAACUUUCCUUAUCGCCUGUGCCAUGUUUGAGAGGCACACUGCCUUUUACGGAAUUUGAAGACUUUCCUUCAGCAGACUGCAGUACCCCC